UCGUAAUUCAUUCGCGUUCCGUGUGUCAUGGCGACUGUGCGUGCGUUACGGACUAGUGGUUUAAUACUUUUAUUAUUUUUAAUAAACACGCUCGCCGUGUCGCCAUGGAUAACGUCGGUGGACGUAGAUAACGCAUUGUGCGAUGAGUUUAAUUGUAAUUAUCGCAUAAAAGUGUCCGGUGGUUUGCGUGAAUGGUCUUUAACCUCCCGAGUUAAGAAUCGUGGUGAUGUGUGUUCUGAUAAUUUGAUGCUUGAGAAGUCGAAUGUAUUUGUCGAUUUGACUGUUCCCGUCUUCGAUAAAUUGUAUUUUUGCGGGGGGCGUGAUGGUGUUCUGUAUCAUGAGGGCCCUGGGUUAUAUUUGAUCGGCGGUGACGUCAUCAGCCGCGAACUACCACAAGCCAGUGAGAAUGAAGUGAUACCACAUGAAAUAGAAGACGUCAGUGAAACAGACACAAAGUAUUACAAUGAUCUCAAUAUCAAUAAAUACGGUGAAGAAAUCGAUGAUGGCGUCGAAACUCUGCCCAAUAGUGAUGAUAUCAGAAAGAAAAGGGAAGCAAACGAAACAGAAGUGACCGAUGUGGAAACUAGCAGUCUAGGUGAAAAAACAAUCCAACCGAAUGUAACUCUUAAAGUUAUGGGGCUGAGGGUUGAAGAGGGUGAAAAGGAACCUAAGAUAGUGGACGGAAUGAUACCGAGUGUGCUCAGAGAAACGAAAUUCACGCUCAGAUUGUUCGGUGAAGGCUUCACAGAUGACACCUGGAUAGCGUUUACGCAUCACCCGCAGGCGUACGGGUCGCCGUGUCGGUUCUUGAUACAAGGAGAGUAUAAGAUAAACGUAGCAGAACACGAUUCUGGGCUCUUCGAGCUGAUCGCCCCACCACCCCUAGAAGACUACAAGUUCUACAUCUGCGCACGAAACACCCCAAACGGCGAGCUCGUCCACCAGGGCAGUGAGGGUUGGAAGAUCCUAGCCACACACAACAAGCUAUUACCCCUCUGGGCCUCCCUGAUCCUCAUUGUCAUCUUGCUCGUCAUGGCAUCUCUUUUCUCCGGCUUGAAUCUCGGUCUCAUGGCGUUGGAUAGAACAGAGUUGCGGAUCAUCGCGAACACGGGGACGGAGAAAGAGAGGAAAUACGCGAGGGCAAUCAUGCCGGUUCGCGCGCACGGAAACUACCUCCUGUGCACGAUUCUCUUGAGUAACGUGGCCGUGAACAGUACGUUCACGGUGAUAUUGGAUGACCUUACCUCUGGAUUGUACGCUGUGAUCGGUUCAACGCUGGCUAUUGUGUUUAUAGCUGAGAUCACGCCGCAGGCGAUCUGCGCGAGACACGGGCUGUUGAUUGGCGCUAAGAGUAUAUGGAUUAUGAAGAUCGUGAUGGGCAUCUGUGCUCCUCUCGCCUGGCCAACCAGCAAAUUGUUGGAUUACUUCUUAGGAGAGGAGAUCGGUACGCAUUAUAACAGAGAGAGGCUGAAGGAAUUGGUCAAGGUGACAAACCACGUCAACGAUCUCGACAAAGAGGAGGUGAACAUCAUUUCGGGUGCCCUCGACCUCCGCAAGAAGACCGUCAAGGACGUGAUGACCAAACUGAAGGACUGCUUCAUGCUGCCCAUCAACACGGUGCUGGACUUCGAGACCAUGACAGAGAUUGUUAAGUCAGAUAGAUACUACCAGAACCCGUGCAACUUCGUCUUCGAGGACGUCACCCUGGACGUGAUGCUGAAGCAGUUCAAGGAAGGUCACAAGGGCCACAUGGCGUUCGUGCAACGCAUCGAAGAGGGCGACGGGGAUCCGGUGUACGAGACCGUCGGCCUGGUGACGCUGGAGGAUGUCAUCGAGGAGAUGAUUCAGGCGGAGAUCGUGGACGAGAGCGAUGUGAUAUCGGACAACCGUACCAAAAAGCGUCUAGCCCGGCCGCUAAACAAGCUGCACGAUAUCGCAGCGUUCGCUGGGCACCAGCAUCAGCGUGUGCACGUGUCGCCACAGCUCGUGCUGGCCACCUUCCAGUUCUUGAGCACAAGCGUCGACCCGUUCAGGGCUGACAUGAUAUCGGAGACGGUGCUGCGCAGACUCCUCAAGCAGGAUGUGAUCCAGCACAUCAGGCUCCGCGGCGAUGAGGAGAAGAACGACCCCAAGCGGUUCGUGUACCAGGAGGGGAAGCCGGUGGACUACUUCGUGCUGAUCCUGGAGGGGCGCGUGGAGGUGACGGUGGGGCGCGAAAACCUCGUGUUCGAGGCGGGGCCCUUCACGUACUUCGGCGUGCAGGCGCUCACGCAGAACGUGGGGCUGGCGGAAUCGCCGGCACCUUCCACCCUCGGCUCCCUGCAGAACCUCAACAUGGACUCGAUGCUGCGUCACACCUUCGUCCCGGACUACUCCGUGAAGGCGAUCGCCGAAUUGUACUAUCUCACCAUCAAGAGAUCCAUGUACUUAGCGGCUAAACGCGCGACUCUAAUGGAGAAGGGUGUUUUGAAUAAAGGCGGUACCAAUGAACAAAUCGAGCCGGAGGUUGAUAAGCUAUUACGCGAGGGAGAUCGUUUGGAUGAUAUUGUUGAAAACGAAAAGACGACGCCCUCGAAGCAGUUUGUCCCACAACCCUCAAGCCUACUCACAAACUCUACGUUCAAAACUGCGGAACCCGAAACGAAAAAUCCAGAAGAAGAGAAACUACUAAAAAAGUAGCACAAAACUACCAAAAUCUAAAAUAUAGGUAGAAUUAAUGGCGUCUGAAAAGCGAAAAUGCAGUGUUGUUAAUGAAUAUUAAUUUUAAAGUUUUUUUUUUACAAUUUUACUUUUAAUAAUAAUAUAAUGUUUUUUUAUAAUCACACGUCUUGUUACUUAAUUAUGUUUAUUUUUAUGUGUUGUUUCCGGCCGCCACGUUAUUUUUUAUCUGUAUCGAAAUGGCGCCAAAGUGUUCGCAUUUUACGUAUGUUAUGCUUUGGUGAAAAAUGUUAUUAAAAGUAAACAUUCUAUGUACCUAGUUGAAAGUACAAAAUUAUUGUUGAAAGUUUAUGAUUAGUUAAGUUUAAAAGUGGAAUUCAGAAAUAUAUUACAUAAAUUUAACAUUAAAUAUUAUUCAAACUCGGAAUAACAUAAAUUUUUUAAAGUCACUACAAUGAUCUUUCAAAAGUUUUGGCGCCAUUUUAUUACCAAAACUGUUUUACCACAAAAAUAGAAUGAUAAAAAAAGUUCCUAUAACUACGUUUGAACAAAGAAUACUUGUUUAUGAUUUAUUUGUGAGUGUAGUUAAUGUUGCUAAGAAUAACUUACAUAAAGACCUCUAGUUAAUAAUUUAAAAUUAAUGUAUAAUUUUUAAUACUCACCAUAAACUCAUCGAUAUACUUUUUUUAAUCCACAUUAAUUUGAUUUUUUCUAUUAUUAAUUCUCUAUGGAUGUGUGAGAUUCUUUUUAUCGAAAUUCGAGUUCUAUUUUUGUGGUCCAACCGUUUAUUCUACUAUCAGUAGAGGGCAACACUGCCUUGCAAUAUGACAAAUUCGCGGUGAAUGCUUAAUGUAAAAUUACAUUUGUUGCAGAUAUAAGCUAGGUUUAGUUUUUCAAAGUAUUUAAAGGCAUUUGCGAUUUAAUUAUACGUAGUAGUUAUAGCGCUCGCUGACGUAACGUAGCUUUCAAAUAUUGUUUUGCAAUUUGUCGUCAGAUGGCGCUAUUUAGUAAGUAAGAACAAAUAUGGUACUUAUUUUAAAUAGACGACGUCCAUUUUUAAUCCAUUAUUAUCAAUAUCAUCACAAUUAUUUUUUUUAUUAUUGAAUCAAUUAUUUUAUUCUAGUUCUAUGCUAGAAUAAAUUUUUAUGAAUAUUUCACAUGUUUCUAUAAUAAUGUAUGAAUAAAAUAUACUAUCCUUCCGUAUGGUGCCUUAUUACCUAGUAACCUUUCGAUCAGUAAGUCCAUUUUAUUAC
Molecule: messenger RNA, 3911 nt
Organism: Zerene cesonia (dogface butterfly)
Lineage: Eukaryota; Metazoa; Arthropoda; Insecta; Lepidoptera; Pieridae
Product: metal transporter CNNM4-like
Exons: 15
Coding region: 28-2679 (883 amino acids)
Biological process (GO): magnesium ion homeostasis; transport
Cellular component (GO): plasma membrane
Molecular function (GO): transmembrane transporter activity
Source: RefSeq, a predicted model, not a curated record